Juglans microcarpa x Juglans regia is the source of this 309-nucleotide messenger RNA. Its product is annotated as secreted RxLR effector protein 161-like. NCBI's taxonomy places the organism in Eukaryota, Viridiplantae, Streptophyta, Magnoliopsida, Fagales, Juglandaceae. Bases 1 to 309 code for a protein of 102 amino acids. The transcript has a single exon. The record is from RefSeq and is a predicted model, not a curated record.
AUGUUGUUGGUGUACUUGAGUGAUCCUGGUUUGACUCACCAGAAAGCUGCAAAGAAAGUACUUACGUAUAUGCAACGCACCAAAGAUCUAGUACUUACAUAUUGGUGGUCUGACAUUCUUGAUGUAGUUGGAUAUUCUGAUGCAGAUUUUGCGGGUUGUUUAGAUGACAGGAUAUCUACUUCUGGUUAUGCUUUUAUGAUGACAGGAGGAGCUGUUUCUUGGAAAAGUGUCAAACAGACACUUACAACUUCCUCUACAAUGGAGGCACAGUAUGUAACUUGUUAUGAGGCUACUUGUCAGGCUAUAUAG